Heterocephalus glaber (naked mole-rat) is the source of this 2669-nucleotide messenger RNA. The record is from RefSeq and is a predicted model, not a curated record. Lineage: Eukaryota; Metazoa; Chordata; Mammalia; Rodentia; Bathyergidae.
UCCCACCUUCUCAGCGUCGUGCAUCUAUUGGUUUCUUGGCCCUGAGCUCAAAGAGGUCGGCUUCAUCAUUGGCUCCGGGUCCGCCUACAAAUUCACAGCCCCACCUCUCUCGUAGCCAGACUACAUUUCCCAGGAGGCAGCGCAGCUAGCUUUGCUCGUCCUACAGCGGCUCUAAGGAUGUAUCAAAGAGGUCUCAAAGCCAUGUACCUAAGACUGGUGACGAACCUAUGGCACGAGUGCAGCAGCAGGCAAACAGAGCCUGCUCUGUCCGCACGCGAGCCCAGUUGCUCCAGCAUUCUCAGCGGUGGAGCAACAGACUCCAAGGCUUGAACCCCCCAAAAUGACUACACCAAAAAAGGCAAAACUGAAAACAGAUAGUGGAAGAUCGUUCCAAGAGGCCUGGACAGAGUCAUUUGGGGUGAUUGAACGCGAUGGGAAAGCGUUAUGUAUUCUGUGCAGUGUAAGUGUUGUGUGUCGCACAUCAAGUGUCAGACGGCAUUUUGACACCAACCACAAAAGUGUCGCCAAACUUGGUGAAACUGAAAGGAAAGAGUUUCUUGAACGGAAAUUGAGGAAAUAUCAUUCCCAGUAUCUGACAGCUGCCAGCUUUCAAAUUUCACUGUGCAUAGCGAAACAUGGCAAGCCCCUCUCUGAUGGGGAUUUUAUCAAAAUGGCAAUGUUGUCUGGGAGUGAUUCCCUUUUUCAUGAUUUCCCAAACAAGGAUAAAAUUAUACAACGGAUCUCUGACAUGCCGCUUAGCAGAAAUACUGUUAAAGAUCAAAUCCUGUGCAUGGCCAGUGAUGUUAAUCAGCAGCUCACCACUGACUUACAGAAGGCAGCCUGUUACUCCAUAUGUUUGUAUGAUAGCACAGAUAUAAAUAAUCACACAAGGCUAGCAGUAAUUUUGCGUUAUGCUGUUGGUGACAUCAUGAGAGAAGAGCUCGUGAAACUGGUGUCUUUGCCUGGAAGAACACAAGGGAUAGAUAUCUACAGUGCUGUGAUGGAGGCUUUUUUGUCACAAGACAUAAGACCAGAAAAAGUGGUUUCAGUUACUAGUGAUGGAGCACCUUGCAUGGUGGGGACAACAUCUAGUUUCAUGCAGUUCUUUGUUAAAGAGGCAAAACAUCCAGUCAUUCAGUUUCCUUGUAUUUUACAUCAAGAAGCCAUUUGCGCCAGGGAAAGCAGCAAAAAAUUAGAUGAUAUUCUCAAAGAUGUCACAAAAAUGGUGAAUUACAUCAUGGCUCAUGCUCUUAAUUUUCCACAGUUUCAAGCACUUUUUGAUGAGGUUCAGGCACAGUAUAAUGCUUUACGUAUGCACAACAACAUCCGGUGGCUGAGCAGAGGACGAGUCCUGGAGAGGCUUGUAGCCUGCUUGGAUGAAAUGAGGCUGUUUAUGAAUGAAAAGGGGCAGGAAUAUCCACAGCUCACUGAUGUGGCCUGGCUUAACAACCUCAUGUUUUUUACAGACUUUACACGACACUUCAGUGUACUGAACAAAAAACUACAAGGUGUAGGGAAAACAGCAGAAAGGAUGUUUUGUGAUAUCAAAACAUUUGAGAGAAAACUGCAGGUUUUUGAAAGAGAUCUUGAAAGUGGGCAGCUGAAAUAUUUUCCAAAUCUAAAAAUGCAUUUAGAAAACUCCACAACGUUUGCAGGAAAUCCUACAAGCCAUCGGGAAAUCUGCAAGGAAUUUUCUAGCAUUGUAGCCGUUGCAAAGGAGAAUUUUAGUCACAGAUUUCUACAGUUCCGUAAGAUGGAGGCGACCCUGAGUUUUCUUACGUCUCCAGAUAGAGCCAGAUUUGAAGAGCUUGAUCUUUCCUGCGUACACUGGUUAGAUUAUGGAAACCUGGAAAUGGAGCUGUUGGAAUUUCAAGAAAGCUCUCUCUGGAAAGAUAAAUUCUAUGACCUGCGUGCGACCCUGGAGAAGAUAGAGAAGGCGGAGUGUGAAGGGAUGGCAGAGGGCAGCACGGCUGGCAGCUCGGAAAAUGAAAUCCUUAAAGUGUGGAAUUCUCUGCCAAAUAAUUUUAAGUCCAUGAAAGCACUUGGGAUUGCUUUUCUUACUUUGUUUGGAUCAUCUCAUGCUUGUGAGCAGCUGUUUUCAGCUUUGAAUUACUGUAAGUCGCCAACUUACGAACAUUCAAGUCACGAACUUUCACAGAUACCAACGGACCUCGCACUACAGACAUUCUUAGAUGGGAACAAAUCGUGGAAGUAACUCCUGCGUCUGCCGGCCACUGUCACAGCUAUGUGGCUGUAUGCUCACUCACUGCACAGUGCUCAGUCAGCCCAGGACGUCCGGAAGCGGGAGGAAAAGCAGUGGUGACAUGAAGGGGAUGCUAGGAAGUGCAAAGCAACAUACAUUGUAUAUUUGUGUCUAAGGAGUGUAAGACUCAAUGUAUUGGAGUUACGAACCAGUCCGACUUAUGAGUGUUCUUCCGAAAGGAACUUGUUCAUAAGUCGGGGCCUCACUGUAUAUCAAAUCAGAUGUAAGAGAAACAAACAGACUCACCGGUGGCCUGAGUGCUGUGUUGCUCUCAAUCGAAGGACACAUGAGCCCAGGUUUGAGAAAUUAUCAGCGUGCUCACAACCACAGAGAUCGCGUGAAUUGUGCAGUAGCACACCAAAUGCAGACUUUUCCACCUUUCAAUAAAAAGCUGUAUCAGUGAAAA